UUUUCCAAAUGAAGCAGAGAGUGUUUCAGAAUCGGGACAUCCAUAGGGAUACCAAGGUGCUUGCUUAUAAAGCUAUUGUUCUCCCAACCCUGUUAUAUGCUUGUGAAACGUGGACCUUCUACGGGUGUCACACUCAACUUCUGGAACAAUUCCAUCAGCGUUGCCUCCAAAAAACAUCAUGCAAAUCUCUUCAGAAGACAGGAGGACAAAUGUCAGCAUGCUGGAAGAACCACAGACCACCAGCAUUACACCAGUUACUAUACUCGCAAAUCAAAAACGGGAAAUGGAAUAUUGGUGGACAGGAAAACAGAUUUAAAGAUGGGCUCAAAGCCAACCUUAAAAACUGUGGUAUAGACACUGAAACAUGGGAAGCCCUGGCCCUUGAGCGCUCUAAUUGGAGGUCAACUGUGACUAGCAGUGCUGCAGAAUUUGAAGAGGCACGAAUGGGAGAAUGCGAUCCUUUAGGUUGCACCAUGGUUGAAAAAGUCAUUUGGAGAACAUCCAGUCCCCUCCUUCGAAGCGGAUGCACGGACGAUAGACAUUCUGUAUGAGCUGGCCGAAUGCAAUGAGUCCAGAGAUGGAGACGUCAAUUUAUUAAUUGAAGACAUGAAGCAGAAAGCGGCUGAAUAUGAAUCUGAUGGUAGCUAUCUACAGGACCUUCUGACUGAGAGUCUCAACCUUUCUUUCAGCAGCUUGUCAAAAAUGAGCACCAGCUACCUGAACAACUUGGUGGAUGUAGCUCUGGCCCUUGAAACGAAGGACACAUCCCUCGCGAGCUUCAUUCCUGCCAUCAAUGACCUGACUUCAGAUUUGCAUGCAACAGAAUCGAAAAACAAAGACAUGGAGUUUAAACUGAGCAACCUGAGGAAAAAGCUCACAUCCGCGCUAGUGCUGGAGAAACGUCUUCAGGAUGACCUUGUCAAAACAGAAGAACUUUUGGUGGUGGAAAAAGCAAAGGCUGAGAACCGGACCCAAAACAUGAAGUUCCUGAAAGACAAAUCAGAGGAUAUGAAAUCCAGAAUUGAAGCAUCAGAGAAGCAACUGUCUUCAAGUGGGCUAGAGGCUUCCCUGACACAUGCAUCUCUAGUGAAGCUUUCAGAGAAACUGGCAGAAAUAAAGAAGGAAACUGCACCUUUGGAAAAGAAACUGGAGUCCUACUUGGACCUGCCACCUAGCGCUAGUCUUGCUAAAGUGAAAAUUGAAGAAGCAAAGAGGGAGCUGGCAGCGCUUGAGGCAGAGUUUUCAGCCAAGGUGGAUAUGGCCGUACUUUCAGUCCCUUUCUCUACCAAACGACCGUUCACUUAAUUGCCCCGGUACCAUUUUUUUUUAAAAGGAGGCAAUUAUGAAUUUUGUCGACAGUGGUGCCUUGACUUCGGAUGUCGCUAUUUCACCUUAUUCAACACUUUGUCUCUUUUUUGACAAAAGCAGUUUUAAAAGACAAUUGCAGCUUUGUAUUUUGUAUUUAACUUUCUUCCAUUUUUCCUACAAAAAUGUUUCCUUGAUCGGUCCUUCUCGACGAAUGUAUACAAUAAACUUUUGUAGUAACCUGA
Messenger RNA from Anolis carolinensis (green anole), 1550 nucleotides. RefSeq names its product HAUS augmin like complex subunit 1 (gene haus1). Bases 607 to 1305 code for a protein of 232 amino acids. The record is from RefSeq and is a predicted model, not a curated record. Gene Ontology annotation, biological process: centrosome cycle; spindle assembly. Gene Ontology annotation, cellular component: cytosol; HAUS complex. Lineage: Eukaryota; Metazoa; Chordata; Lepidosauria; Squamata; Anolidae. The transcript is spliced from 9 exons.